This is a messenger RNA of Uranotaenia lowii, 2811 nucleotides long. RefSeq lists its product as uncharacterized. The coding region runs from base 1 to 2811 and encodes 936 amino acids. Gene Ontology annotation, biological process: DNA integration. The record is from RefSeq and is a predicted model, not a curated record. Lineage: Eukaryota; Metazoa; Arthropoda; Insecta; Diptera; Culicidae. The transcript is spliced from 5 exons. Gene Ontology annotation, molecular function: nucleic acid binding.
AUGUCGAUGGUGUUUUCAAUUCAGUACUCACUCGGGUUAGAUGGUUGCUCAAACCUGAUUUUACACCGGAAGCGGAAAAGUUUCCGGAAAAUCGCCGUCGGUCGGGAUGAAGCGAUGCCAAUCUUGGACCCAAAAGAACCGUUGCCGCCUCGCGUAUGCCGUUUCGCCAAUCUGCGGUGUCUACUGUCGGUCGAAACGUACCACGUGAUGGAGAUGGCACCCCUCAUUGACGAAAUAAGAAUAAAACUUCACGGCGCAAAGUAUUUCACCAAACUCGAUCUUACCAACGCGUUCUACCACCUGGAGUUGUCGAAGGAAUCGAGGGAUCUAACAACCUUCUUAUCAGAGAACGGCAUGUUCCGCUAUACCCGUUUAAUGUUCGGGGUCAAUGCGGCCCCCGAGAUUUUUCAACGGGAGAUGUGCCGUGUCUUGGAGGGAAUUGAAAACAUCAUCAUAUAUAUUGACGACAUUUUGGCCUACGCUGAUACCCUGGAAAAACUGAGAAAAAUCACAAGUUUAGUACUAAUAGCUUUGAGGAAGAACAAUCUUACGUUAAACAUGGAAAAAUGUCUAUUCUAUCAAACGCGUAUUAAAUUCCUCGGCCACGAGCUAGACUGCAACGGGUUUCAUGUUGAGGAAGCAAAAAUAAAAGCCAUCCCAACAGACACUAAGAAUUGGAUGUGGGGCCCUGAACAACAAGUUGCAUUUGAAACCACCAUAAAAAACAUCACUGAUUGCGCAACCACCCUGGGAUACUUCUCAGAAGACGACAGAACUGUAUUAUACACGGACGCUUCCCCAAAUGCCCUAGGUGCAGUUCUUGUGCAAGAGAACCAAGAUCGCUCCCCCCGCAUUAUCAGUUUCGCAUCAAAAUCCCUGUCAGCCACGGAAAAAAACUACCCCCAGAAUCAAAGAGAAGCCUUGGGCACUGUGUGGGCGGUAGAACACUUUUCGUUUUUCUUACUUGGUCGUCAUUUCACCUUGCGAACAGAUGCCCAAGGCUUGUCAUUUAUAUUAAAUCGAAAUCGCGAAAACACCAAGCGUGCCCUUACGAGAGCAGAUGGCUGGGCCCUUCGUCUAAGCCCGUACAGCUACGACGUAGAGUACGUACGCGGUAGCAACAAUAUCGCGGAUCCUUCCUCACGCUUAUACGUUGGUACUGAUGAGCCUUUCGAUAAUCAACAUAGCCCUUGGGAGAUUGCAGCACUCGAGAUCAACACUGCUGGUUUUCUAACCGAAUCCGAAAUUCGAUUAGAGUCUUCCAAAGAUACUAUCAUCCAAAAAGUGAUGGACGCUUUAGAAACCAGGAACUGGACGAAAGACUUGGCAAAAUUCCAGUGUGUAGCUGACCAUCUCUCGAAUGAAAAUGGAAUCCUCGUAAAAAGUGGUUGCGUAGUAGUCCCAGAUAAACUACGUCAAAAAACGCUUGAGGUUGCUCAUGAAGGGCACCCCAUGACAGCCAAGAUGAAAUCCAUCGUACGAGAACGCGUCUGGUGGCCCGGGAUUUCCAAAGAUGUAGCAGAAUGGGUUGAUUCUUGUCAAGCUUGCGCACUUAAUGGCAGACCGGAAAAACCGACCCCAAUGCAGCGCAUUAUCGCUCCACAAGCCGUGUGGGAUACGAUUGCCCUAGAUUUUAAUGGUCCAUAUGCCCGAAUUGGCGGCAUUUCCAUCCUAGUGAUUGUAGAGUAUCGAUCCAGAUACUUGAUCGCACGCCCGGUAAAAUCCACCAGCUUUGAGCAUACUAAAAGUGUACUUGAAAGUAUUUUUGCACGAGAAGGUUUCCCUAAAAACAUCCGUUCCGAUAAUGGGCCUCCUUUUAACGGAGAGCCAUAUAAAUUAUAUUGCACAAGCAGAGGAAUUCAAACAAUUUACACAACACCACUCUUUCCCCAGCAAAAUGGACUCGUCGAAAAUUAUAUGAAAUUGAUUAAUAAGGCGAUGUCAACAGCUUUCCAUUUGGGGAGCAAUUUUAAUGAUGAAUUGCAAGCAGCAAUUAAUGCUCACAACGCUGCCACUCACUCGGUCACUGGAUUCCCGCCAGAAGAAGUGAUGUUAGGGCGGAAAGUGCAUCGAAACUUUCCACUCUUGAAUUUCGAACGGGUCAACUGCGACGAUAAUCUUCUUAAUGAUAAUGACUUACUUGCAAAAAUGAAAGGUAAGCACCGAGAAGACGCCAGACGUGGAGCACGGAAGUGUCGAAUUAAUCCAGGCGACAUGGUCAUCAUCGAGCGCCAAACUCGCAGUAAGGGAGACACACGGUUCGGUUCUCAGCGGUUCACGGUGAUAAAAGAAGAUAACGGAAGCCUUACCCUCCAUAACAGCCUUGGUCAAUCUCUCAAACGACACAUCACUCAAGUGAAAAAGAUUGGCGAAUGGCGAGCAGAUAACACACGAUCCAACGCAGAAAACUCCAGAGAAUCUAAUGUUCCGGAUGAGAUUCACCAAAGACCGAAAAGAUCGAGUAAUCCGCCGAGCUUCCUCGAUGAUUAUGUCCAGACAGACCCAGUAUUUGUGGCUAAGAGAUUCAACCCAGUAAUUUUGGUCCAGAAGACUGAUCCAGCGGUUCAAGUCAAGAGCUUUGACCCAGCAGUUUUGGUCAGGAGAGUUAACUCGACAAAGCUCCAGUUUGCCCAAGUCAAACGGGCCAGUGAGCAAACUUCUGCUUCCGUUUCUCCGUUGAAAAGCCUGCGCACGGACUCGAAUUGCAAGUCCGGCGGGCAUCGUGAGAAGCGAACGAAAGUCAGUUUCCCACGCGAUCAGCCGCCACAGCCACCUAAAUACAACAACAUCGUCGUCAACAUCCGGUCCUAG